AUGGCCAUCUCCAUGAUCAUCUUUUUACCCAAUCUUCUUAUGUUCGUCUUUCUUUUCUUCACCAUCUCUUCUGCAGCUUCCUCUAAAUACGAUUUCCAAACCACUUACGCUGAUCACUGUGCUUCAUUUGUUCCCCAGUCUUUACCGAAAGGUUUUGCGCUAGGACCGCCCUACCAACACCUCCUCACGGGUUACUACACCGGUGGCGGUGGCCUUCUUAGUCCUAUCUCAUCGUCUAAUCAUAGUGAAAAAUCUGUUCAAUUCUUUAUCUUGAAGACUAGAGAAACGGAUGUUCCAGGCCUGAUCAAGAUUCGAGGGACUUUAUUGUUUCCAGGUGAUACACAUUACUUUGUGGGGAAUUCUUCCACCACAAGUAACAGUUUCUCAUCUGGAUCAGUUCCUCGUCCAAGAAGAUUAAUACUUAAACUUGAAGGGUUCUGGUUACAAUCUUCCGGGAAGAUUUGUAUGGUUGGUUCCGGUUAUGGUUACUCAAAAGGACGAAGUUAUUCGCUCAACAUUCAUCCUAUUUUUAAGCUCUACAACUUCAUGAAUUCCACUAGUGUCACGAGUUUGAGUAGCGGAACUUUGGAGAACAUGAUCAGUUCCAAGAAUGAUCCAGAUUAUUUUGAACCUAUCUCUAUUUUGAUGCUUCCCGGUAUGAACUACCAGUACACUCUGAUUUCAAAUAGUUCUGAAAACAGAAAUACUUCCGGUGGAAGUGAUAAUUCCAAUCCCACAAGUUCCUUGAAUAUAAAGAGAUUUUGUUCUGUACUCUCAAGAGAAGUGCGAAAUCAUGGAUUUGAUCUCAAAUACUCAAGCUUUUGCUCUUCUGCCAAGAACUGCACUCCUUUGGCCACGUCUGAUUUGGCUCGUGUUGUUUCGUUGAAGCUUAUCGGGUGUCGGAAUGAUGCGAAAAGGUUGAGAGUUCUGGUCGAAUUUGUAGACAGCAGCAACAUCUGGUAUCGAAGGCUAUUCGAUCCCAAUACAACAUUGAUUGGAGAAGGCUCAUGGGAUGCAGAAAAAAAUCAGCUGUCUUGUGUUGCGUGUCGAUUCUUGGAUGCAGCAGGUUCUUGGAACAAUACUCGUGUCGGUGAUUGUUCAACAAGAAUUAACUUGCGGUUUUCUGCAGUAUGGACAAUCGGAAACACAAGUAGCAUUGUGGGGGAGAUUUGGAGCAACAAAAAUGUGACAGAGUCGGGUUACUUUGAAAAGAUCACGUUCCAAAGUCCUCAGGAUGACAUUGGAAGGGUUCUGAUUCCUGGUGUGAAGUAUGAGUACACCAAAACCAAACAAGUAAGUAAUUUGUGCCCAAAAAAGAAGACUUCUCAUCCCAAGAUCAACGUGUACCCGAAUCCGUUUUCUUAUGACAUGAGAUUUGAUGUGUCAGCUAAGAAUUCUAAAAGACAAGCUGUGUGGGGAAGUUCUGUUCCGAUUUCUGUUGGGAAUCAAUUUUAUCAGGCGUAUUGGUAUUCGAUGCAAGGUGUGAUUGCAACCACCGAAUCUGAAUCUACAGCUCCUGAGAGCUCUCCUGUGAGAUACAGCUUCAACCACAGCAAUCCGUACAAUAUUAGCUACAAAAUAAGCAUCCACCUGCUAUCUCAUGCAAAGUUUCAAAAUGCAUCAGUUUUAAACGAAAUGCAGAUCUUUGCUGAAGGGAUCUAUGAUGAAACCGAAGGCAGCCUGUGCAUGGUAGGCUGCAGAAACCUGGCCUCAAAGGGUCAGCAGCCAACAAAUGAUUCUGUAGAUUGCGGGAUUGCUGUCAAUUUUGAGUUCCCCCCAACAAAUCCAACCAACAAUUCGGGUUUCAUCAAGGGCAGCAUAAAAAGCACGCGAAAAAAGUCUGACCCUCUUUAUUUUGAAACUUGGGAUUUAACCUCAGCUUCCUUUACCCUCGCUGAAGAAAGGCGGUCCAUUUGGAGGAUGGAUGUGGAGAUCAUAUUGGUUCUUAUAUCCACCACGCUGGCAUGCUUCUUUGUGGUGCGACAACUCUUCCAUGUGAAAAAGUAUCCAGAUGUUCUUCCCUCCAUUUCCAUUUUCAUGCUACUAAUUCUAACUCUUGGCUACAUGAUACCCCUUAUGUUAAACUUCAAAGCCAUGUUCACGAGUAGCACCAACCACAAAACGUGUUCCUUGGAACCGGAGGAUGGCUUGAAGUUAAUGAGGUAG
Messenger RNA from Malus domestica (apple), 2166 nucleotides. RefSeq lists its product as uncharacterized. NCBI's taxonomy places the organism in Eukaryota, Viridiplantae, Streptophyta, Magnoliopsida, Rosales, Rosaceae. Gene Ontology annotation, cellular component: intracellular membrane-bounded organelle. The record is from RefSeq and is a predicted model, not a curated record.